AUGGCGAUUUUGGGUGACAGCGGGCAGACGGGCAGCACCGACACUCACGGGCCGGGAGAGAAAAUCGGUGCCUCCCAUGCUGCGACAAGGCUGCUGGGCUUACAGGAGUUCAAAGCUGCCAGUGUUGUAAAAAUAAAUCCCGAUGCUCCCCAGAAGAACGCUCGCUUUCUAACGCUGGAAGCAAGGAAGACUUUGUUGGUUCCAACACCACGUCUGAGAACUGGGCUGUUCAAUAAGAUUGUUCCACCUUCAGGUGCAACUAAGGAGAUCCUGCGAGUAUGUGCUACGUCUCAGGGUAUAAAAGAAUACAGUGUGCCUGUAGGCCUUGACGGGAAAGCACGAGUGGACUUGGUUGUUGUAGGAUCAGUGGCUGUCUCUGAAAAAGGCUGGAGGAUUGGAAAAGGGGAAGGUUACGCAGACAUGGAAUACGCAAUGAUGGUGUCAAUGGGCGCAGUGCAGGAGGAUACUCCUGUGGUUACUGUUGUGCAUGACUGCCAGGUGGUUGACAUAGCAGAAGAGCUUCUUGAUGAUCAUGAUUUAACUGUGGAUUAUAUACUUACUCCAACAAGAACUAUCAAGACUAACUGCAAACGACCGAAACCUCAGGGAAUAAUAUGGCGUAAGGUUAGCUAUGAGAUGCUGGGAAAAAUCCCCAUCCUAAAGAGUCUCCGAUACAGAGAGAAGCAGACUGGCAAGGACGUCACCCUCCAAGAUGAACAUUCAGACUUGGCAGAUGCCAGCACACCAGCAGCGUUAAGUGAGAAGGCGAUGGCUGAAAACACAAGACCACAGGCUGCUGCGGGCUCAGCUCAAACAGGACAACAUUAUGUUGAAGGUGAUUCUGUAAGUCCCAGAUUAGAGGGAUCUGGCGUGAUUACUACUGUGUAUGUGGGCAACGUACCUCCCAGCGUAAGAGUGAGCGAGCUGAAAUGUGCUUUAAGGGAAUUCCAUGCAACUCCUUUACGACUGAAUUGGCAAGGAGCACAGCACAGGGCUUUUCUCGAUUACCAGGAUAAAGCAACCGCAGAGAAUGCUGUGUCCUCUUUGAAAGGUCUGAGCCUCGGGGGUAAUACUUUGCGAGUUGAGCUGGCCAAGAAUCAGAGGAACAAAGGGCAAGUGGAAAUCAAUAGUCAGAAAUGAAUAUGAAUAGAGGAAAAAAAUAGGCGUGAAGCCAACCUAAGUUUUCAGGGAUAUUAGUAUAUCCUCUGAUUUC
Opisthocomus hoazin is the source of this 1213-nucleotide messenger RNA. NCBI's taxonomy places the organism in Eukaryota, Metazoa, Chordata, Aves, Opisthocomiformes, Opisthocomidae. The record is from RefSeq and is a predicted model, not a curated record.